GGUGCCUGAAAACUGGCAUCAGUCGCUGCUUUGGAACCACAAAGCUGGGGACGCCCGAUCCUCGCUGCAGUUGCUUUCAGCCACUUGGCCUGGUCAGGAUCCCACCUGGAACCCAUGAACUUCACUGACAGAGCCUCACAAUGACAGAGGAAGCAUGCAGGACACGGAGUCAGAAACGAGCGUUAGAACGUGAGAUAACGCACAACGAUGUGGACAGUAAAAAAAUAAAAAUGGAGAAAGGACUGUUAGGAACAGAUAUAAAUGCUGAAGGCGACAUGAAAAUAAAAACAGAUCCUGGAGCUGGAAAAGUGCAAGGAUUAUUAAAAAGCGGAGAGGUGAAAGCGACCAUUAAAGUGGAGGUUCAGACGGGAGAUGAGCCUGUGGACAUGAGCACCUCAAAAAGUGAGAUAAAGAGAGAAAAGCGAGUCCCUUCACCGGAUGUUAUAGUAUUAUCCGACAAUGAACCUUCUAGCCCUAGAAUGAAUGGUUUAACAAAAAUAGCAUUAAAAGAGACCAACACAGAGGCACUCAUGAAAAGCAGUCCAGAGGAGCGUGAGAGAAUGAUUAAACAACUUAAAGAAGAGUUACGGUUAGAAGAAGCAAAACUCGUUUUAUUGAAAAAGUUACGGCAAAGUCAAAUCCAGAAGGAGACCACUACUCAGAAGCCUGCUGGUUCCUCUGGGAGUGCUGUGGCCACCCCUCCGCCCUUGGUGCGGGGACCGCAGAGCGUUCCUGCUGGCAAGCCGUCCCUCCAGACCUCUUCUACACGUAUACCAGGCACUGUUAUUCCUCCUCCCUUGGUCCGUGGAGGGCAGCAGACUUCUUCAAAAUUAGGAACUCAGCAAAACACGCAGAUAGUAAUGCCACCUCUUGUCAGAGGAGCACAGCCCAUUUCUGUGUCUUCCCAGCAAAUCCACAACAUCCGACAGCACUCCAGCACGGGGCCGCCUCCGCUGCUGCUGGCACCGCGGGCGUCUGUCCCCAGCGUGCAGAUUCAGGGGCAGCGAAUCAUCCAGCAGGGUCUGAUCCGCGUCGCCAACGUCCCCAACACCAGCCUGCUCGUCAACAUCCCGCAGGCUUCACCAACUUCCAUCAAAGGUACAACUGUGACGUCAGCUCAGGCCAACGCCACGACGACCAGCGCCGCUUCCAUUGUCAACUCCAGUGAGUCACCGGCCAGCCGGCAAGCAGCCGCCAAGCUCGCCCUGCGGAAGCAGCUGGAGAAGACGCUGUUGGAGAUCCCCCCUCCCAAGCCACCCGCGCCGGAGAUGAACUUCCUGCCAAGUGCAGCUAAUAACGAAUUUAUUUACUUAGUCGGGUUGGAAGAAGUUGUGCAGAAUUUGCUGGAAACUCAAGGUAAAGUUUCGGUUGCUGUAUCCUCUCGUGAGCCCUAUAUGUGUGCUCAGUGUAAGACUGACUUCACCUGCCGCUGGAGGGAGGAGAAGAACGGAACCAUUAUGUGUGAAACCUGCAUGACAUCGAAUCAGAAAAAGGCCUUGAAAGCUGAGCACACUAACCGGCUGAAGGCUGCCUUCGUCAAAGCACUGCAGCAGGAGCAGGAGAUCGAGCAGAGGAUACUGCAGCAGACAGCAUCUCCUGUCCAGACCAAGGCAGACCCCAUCGUGCAGCACCACUCGCUCAAGCAGACUUCUAGCCAGAUGUCUCGAGGUCCUCCUGGAGCUCCACGAGGAGUGUUGCAUGCAUUUAGCCAGUCACCCAAGUUGCAGAAUGCAUCGUCUGCAGCAGCACUUGGGAGUAGGCCAGGUAAGCAUGCUGAGAGACCUGUCAGCAAGGGCAGCGCUGCCGCCUGGAAGAAGACUCCCAUCAAUACAGGUGGGGCUUUACCUUUUGUUAAUCCUAGUUUAGCUGUGCACAAGUCGUCUUCAGCAGUAGACCGCCAGCGUGAAUAUCUCCUGGAUAUGAUUCCCCCACGGUCCAUCCCACAGUCCGCCACAUGGAAAUAGUGCAGAGGAAUGCCCAAGAGGAAGACUUUCCUGUUUCUGCCAUCCUUUUUAUACCACAUUACAGUGGAAUCUGCUUUAAUCCCAGCUGGAUAUGCCCCAGGCUUUAUAGGAUGCAAGAAGACCACUCCUCAUCCCAUCGAGUGCUGCUGUCCCUGCUAUGAGAAAAUGACACCACGUGGGUGGGAAAGACUUAAGCUCAUUUGGUUCUCAGAUUCUGAUGAUUGACUGAUGAUGAAGGCUGUCAGGGAAGGGGAAGAAUUCUCUCUCUUUUUUUUUUUUUUUUUUUUUUUUUUUUUUGGCUUUAUGUAUUUAGUUUGGAUUUUUUUGUCACCAGCACAAAAAAAGGAUUGAACAACUCUCUGCCUUCAGUUUCUUUCUUAGUCACUCACUACCCCUUCACCAGGAACAUGGUGUUCGUUGGCCAUUGAGCAUGGACGUCAGCUCAAGGAGAGAGGAAUUUCAACCCAAUCUUGCAGAUGCAUUUAGUGAGCCAAGUUCAUGUUUGCUUUUCUUCCCUGCCCCUCCUCCAGCCAGGAAGGCAGUCUACAGGUUAUAAUGUUUCACAAAAUCUUCUGGUGAUGAGCUAAUGAUAAAUAAGUACAAACUCAAAUUCCGGUUGAGUAUGUUUUGGGGUUUGUUUCUUUUUUUUUUUUUUUAUUCUAAGGGACUGGCUGCCACCAAAAACUUGUCUGGUAGGUGGGAACCAGUGCAGGAGUCUCUCACUUUUGUUGGAUUCUGUUUUGAAUAGACUUUGAACUGUUGGUAGUCUAAAAAUCUAAUUUACUGAAUAGACAAACACCGUUGUUCAGUCUUUCUAAUUCAGCGAAGAGCAGUUGGGCCUUUCAUAUGUUCCCAGAGACUUUAAAGUGAAACUGUUUUUGAUUAUUUUCUUUUUGGAGGUUUUUUUUUGUUGUUGUUGUUGUUUUGAGCAAUUUUACUCAAAAAAAAAUUUAAAAAAAGAAAAAAAAAAAGAAAAGGAAAAAACAAACAAAAAAAAAAAGGAAUUCCAGAAGCUGCACGCAAUCAGAAAGGGCGAGUGGAGGGCGCAGAGGAGCAGGGGGGGGCUGCUGUCAGGUCGCAGGCUCCUUCUGCUGCCGAUACCCGCCGAGAAGUGGCCGGUGGUGGCCCCUGCUGAGGUGGCCCAGUGGCCGUGCCAGCGCGUGGUGGGCACGCUGGGGGCAGGACUGCCUACCUUGAUCCCUCUAGAGCUCCGUUCUUCCAGGCGUACCGAGCAUGCUCCUCUGUCCAUCACUUCAGUAUUUCAUUUUUGAUAGAGCUUUAGGUAACCCUGCUUUAAGGACAGGUUUCUACGUGGUUUUAAUAUAUUUUGGGGAUUCCACAGGUUAAACCCAAAUCCAUCAGAUCUAGGUUUGCUUCUUUUUUUUUUUUUUUUUUUUUUUUUUUUUUUUUUUUUUUUUUUUUUCCUUCUCGUCAUCUUCCCUCCUCCUUCCCUGUGUUUCUCCCAAAUUAAAGAUUAAUUCAAGUGGCAGAAAUACAUGCCUUACUACUUAUGUUGCAUAUCAGUACUAGAAGUAGUGCUGAUAAGAAUUAUUUGCAAAAUUAUAUAUAUAUAUAUCUAUAUAUCUAUAUAUAAAAGAAAAGGGGGGAGGGGUUACUAUUCAGUCUAUGCUGACUCUAUUUUCUUAGCAGUUGCUGUUAGAUCUAACUUUAAACCAAUAACUGUAUAGGGUUGUCCCCCUUCAGAUCUAACUAUUGCAUAGUGAAAAAGAAAACCCGUUCAUUUUAGCCCCUCUUCUGUUGUGUGAAUAUCAGUAUUUAGAUACUUUGAAAACUGUUCAGUAGUCUAGAAAACCUAGUUUUGCAAAAUGGUAUUUGUUGCUGUAUAAAGCCCUAGAAUUUCAAUUUGACUUUGUUUUUUUUGUUUGUUUGACAAAUGUAUAUUAAGAGCUAAACGGGAAUGAGAUUAAUUGGGUUUGAGUUUUUAAUUUUUUUCUUUUCAUUCCAAGAGAUUUUUGGAUUGGGAGAUGUGGAGGGAGGAAUUUGAGUGCAUUUUAUUUUUGCACCUUGAAAUAUUAAGAAAAAGUUUCAGCUCCUUACCUGUGUGGAGUUUUUUUGUUUGUUUUGUUGGGUUUUUUUUUUCUCUCUUCUGACAUAUUGCCUGCAUUAUCUCACCAUUGAUGCAGAUGUCUAGCGAUGUUAAAUCUCCUGGGAAGAGUGCAUUUGUUUAAAAAGAACAAGCAAAACUUCUCAAACUAAAAUUCAGACGCCUUUUUGGGAAGGCUGGGCGACUUCACAAUUUCCUUCCAGCGUUGGAGGUAGCUUCAGCUUCAGCUGAUGCUCAGGGGGGAGGAAAAAAAAAAAA
Molecule: messenger RNA, 4287 nt
Organism: Athene cunicularia (burrowing owl)
Lineage: Eukaryota; Metazoa; Chordata; Aves; Strigiformes; Strigidae
Gene: GATAD2A
Product: GATA zinc finger domain containing 2A
Exons: 12
Coding region: 141-1964 (607 amino acids)
Biological process (GO): negative regulation of transcription by RNA polymerase II
Cellular component (GO): NuRD complex
Molecular function (GO): sequence-specific DNA binding
Source: RefSeq, a predicted model, not a curated record